CUGUCCUGAUGGUGGUUGGGGUUGUCCGUUGUCGGGAGUCGCUCCGCCUUUCUCUUCCCGCUCCGGUCUUGGCGGGGCUGGCCGGUACCUCCCCACGACUCAGCUCCUUCUCCUGCGUGAUAGUUACUACGUUCACCUUCCCUGGGGACAUCAGUCAGAGCUGAGAGAUGUUGAGGUGGUUGCUGGGAGGAAGAGACGUGCAGGAGCCAGUGGAGAAGUCUCUGGUCCUCUGCAUAGGUGAUGAACAGAUACAGAAUCCCUAUACAGAACUACAGGUACUAAAAGGCCACAGUGAUAUUGUUCGCUUCAUGGCAAGGAUUGAUGAUCUCAGGUUUGCUUCAGCAGGGGAUGAUGGUGUCGUGUUUGUGUGGAAUGUCCAGACUGGAGAAAGAAUUCAUGAACUUCGAGGCCAUUCUAGACCAAUCACAGCAAUUGCUGUCUUUCCAUCAGUCCAUCAUUUACCGCCAGAAAAUCGCCAACUUCUAACGGCCUCUUCUGAUAAGACGGUCAUUAUUUGGGAUUUACACACUGGCAGCCAAAUCUAUUCACUGACGGAAUUUCAGUCCUCUGUUAAGUGUCUGAUGAUUAUCGAAAGACUUGACGUGUGGUUGUCUGGAGCAGAUAAAGUAUGCACUUGGAACUGUCAAGCAGAAUUGCUCUGCAAAACAACUUGCUUUAAAGAUGCAGAUGUAAGCUCGAUGAUAGAACUACCAAAAAACAGCAUUGCUACAGCGGUCAGGAAGGAUAUAGUUAUUUUCAAGUUGACGCCAUUGUCAUCAGAAUCUCAGACUUGGGAAAUUAUUGAGAUGAGAAGACUGUCAAACCAUGAAGAUGAUAUCAGGGCAUUAAUCAGUGUAAAUGAUAAUACAUUUGCAACUGGAUCCCACGUGGGUGAGUUAAUAAUUUGGGACAGCCUGGAUUGGUCAGUUCGAGCAUCUGAAUCUCAGUUCUGGAAUUCUGCCCAACAGUCUGAUAAACCAGCUGAAAUAAAAAUAUCAUUAACCUCAAACCAGCAUGAAACCUGCAUCCAUCAUCUGUCUUCAGAUAGAGAGAAUGUUUUUGCUGCCAUUGGAACUGGAAUUUAUGUGUAUAAUCUUCAAACAAAAACGGUGAUCGCGUACCAGCAAGUGGCACAUGAUUCACGCGUGUUGCACAUUGCAAAGUUACCAAACAACCAAUUGGUAUCCUGCUCUGAGGAUGGCAGUGUUCGCCUCUGGGAAUUGCAGGAGCUGCCACCAGCUGAGCCAGCCACAUCAGGGCUUUUUAGCAUGUGGGGAAUUGGCAGACCAAACAAGCAGCAAAACCAAAUGGCAAAACGCAAGUUGGAAUGUUCUGUCUUAAAGACUCUGGAGUUAACUGGUGAUUUGAUUGGCCAUUCAGGUGCAGUGCGAAUGUUCCUAUAUUUUGAAGGCCAUGGAAUGGUAACCUGUUCUACAGAUCACCUUGUCAUUUUAUGGAAAGAUGGAGAAAGGGAAUCAAAGUUGAGAAGCAAGGCAUUAUUCCAAAAAUUGGAGCGGGAAGAACAAUACGAUGCUUAACAUUUGAGAUAAUUGUGAAACAUAUAAAAUGAACAUUGCAUGAUGGCACUAAUGACUUUAAGGGCCCUGCAGCAAGUGUAUUUGUAUAAAUCUUCACAAUGUUAAUACUUCAAAGACUUGUUUACAUACUAAAGCUGUAAAUGUGAAAUGGUAAUUUAGAUUGUAAAUUGUAAAUCUCUUUUCUGCUAAGCACUGACCUCUUACCUUUUUGAAUUUACAUAACCUUUUAAUGUUGCAAAUAGUUUACCAACAUAUAAUGUUGCUAAUAUGAUUUUUGCAAGGUUACUUCUUUACUCAGUGUACGGAAUAGAAACAUUGUACCAUAAAAGUUCUGGCAAUAAUUUGUCAUAGAAAGGAAGUUUGCAAUAUUUUAAAAUAUUUUUGGCCUAAAUAUUUUUUUUGGCUAGCUGUGUAACAAUUGAAAUUAUGUAUUGUGUUAAAUAUAUGAUUUUGCAUGUUUGAAAAGUUCCAUGUUGUUAAAGUCAGAGGCCUGACAAACUAUUUACAUCCACAGAAAUGUUUUCAAGGAUUUGUUUGUGCUGUAAAUUGUCUGGUGGAAAUGAUUUGGUAAGUCCAAUACUUAAUGUUGCCUGCACGUGGAACUAAAAUGACUAGUGUUUACCCAGAUAAUUUUGUCUGAUUAGUACCAUUGUCUACCUGCUCCACUAGUCUAUCAGUGGUUUCCUUUACUAAAUAAGUACAGAAGAAACUUUCAAUUAGAUUAAAUCAAAUCAGAUGAGCUUGGUUGAAAGACUUGCAACCUAUUUAUUUCCCUAUAUCUAAAAAACUAAACCUACCAAUUGAACAUUUUAAUGGUGUACCUGGCUGAUCAGGUCUAGUUUAAUUAUGCUGAAGAUCUAGUGUAGCUUCAGUACAACCUUCUUGCCAAAGCCAAGAGUGUUGGUGUCUGAAUGAAGCUUGAUGUUAAAGCUGCUGUGUAGGGAAUUGGACAAAAGGUGACCAAAUUUAUUUUAUAUUGUCUUAACAAAUAGUAAUCUUACAAUAUGUAGAUUGUGUCCAGUAAGGCAGUGGCCUGGAUGGAAAAUAUAUUUGCAAAUUUCUGUACUGUACCUUGACUACACUAUGAAAUCAUAAUAGUUGUUACUUAGGAUAUCAUUAAAAGGGCACAUAGACAAAGUGUUUGUCACUGCCGGUUAACCUGAAAAUGAACUAUUUCAAAUGUGGAGUCUAUCAGGUUUUAAUUGUUGGAGACAUUUUAAUUAAAAUUUUUAAAACA
Hemiscyllium ocellatum (epaulette shark) is the source of this 2775-nucleotide messenger RNA. It is a transcript of the gene wdr41, whose product is annotated as WD repeat domain 41. Gene Ontology annotation, cellular component: lysosomal membrane. The transcript is spliced from 14 exons. Gene Ontology annotation, biological process: regulation of autophagy. The coding region runs from base 168 to 1538 and encodes 456 amino acids. The record is from RefSeq and is a predicted model, not a curated record. Lineage: Eukaryota; Metazoa; Chordata; Chondrichthyes; Orectolobiformes; Hemiscylliidae. Gene Ontology annotation, molecular function: protein binding.